Messenger RNA from Funneliformis geosporum, 1434 nucleotides. The record is from the annotation of a GenBank genome assembly. Lineage: Eukaryota; Fungi; Glomeromycota; Glomeromycetes; Glomerales; Glomeraceae.
AUGACGGUUUAUCCAACUUGUUUGAAUUCAGUCUCUUCAACAAUAUUGGCACAAACAUAUUUACGUUGCUUUCCCGAAUCCAUCAAAGCUUCAUUAAUUGAAAAUGGAUUAAUGCUUCCACCAUCAAUAAUACAAUCAUUACCACCGUUAUUUCCUUAUGACAAGUAUAUUAGAUCAAUUAGUUACUCCAAAAUAUUUUACGUAAUAAGCGAAUGGUUUGAAACGGAAAUUGAUGAUUUAGAAGAUAUUGAUGAAAGGGAAGAUGGGAUACCUUCUCUACCACCAAUUUCUUUAUUUCCAAAUGCAGAAAAUUCUUUAAGUAAACUUGUAAAAUUUACUUGUAUAGGAGAUUAUCAGUAUAAUAUGAAAGAUUUAUUUAUCUCGCUAACGGGAAUGUCUAGAAAUAUCAAAGAAAUAAUUAUCGGAGGUCUUUCCACUUCAAUCGAAAUUAAAUUAUUUGGUAAAUUAAUUAAGUCCCAAAGAGCAUUAAAGUCAAUCGAAAUACUUGGGAAUGGUCCGAUUGAUUUACAAAUGAUUUCUUUAGAUAUUUUACAACCAUUAAAAACUCAACAAUAUUCUCUAGAAAAUAUUAGAUUCAUGAAUUGUGAUUUUGAGGAAUGUGCUACUUUAUAUCCCAUUACAUUUCUUCCAAUGUUGAAAAGUAUUGAAUUUGAAAAAUGUAGAAAUUUAACAUUACAAGAUUUAACAUCCUUAGAUAUGAAAAAUUUACCUAAACUUCAGAUAUUUAAAACGCGUGAAAGUUACAUACCACCGUAUACCCUUGAAGCGAUCAUUUGUAAUUCACAUGAUAGUUUACGUGUAGCCGAAUUAAGUCGUAAGUUAUCUCAAGAUGAAUCCAGAAUUCUAUUAUCAAGGAUUCCAUCACGUUGUACACGAUUAGAAGUUUUAGACAUUAGGAUAUAUCAAGAGGACGUUGGAAGUUUCUUAAAUUUAUUGAAAUAUUGUGAAAAUUUAAGGGAAUUGACUGUAUUUGGAGAUGUUUAUGCUGAGGAUUUGCUACCUUCAAUUUCUUUAAAUUUACGUUCAAAACACUUACAAAAAUUAUGUUUUAUUGGAAGGUGGGUUUUUAGUAAUGUUAGUAUGAACAAUUUCCUUCAAGGUUUUAAGUCCAAAGAAAAAUUUCCAGAACUACAGGUAUCUCAAGGACAAAUCAAUGACGAUAGUGAAAUUAUAAAUCAUGAACGUAUCAUAAAUUUUAAGCCUCCGAAAAUUUUAAAAUUUCAAUCAAAUGAUGUGAUUAAUAAUGAUCAUUUGGAUGCUAUAGUUGGGUGGGUUUUUAAUGAAAAAUCUAUUAGGAAUGGCAAAUGUGAUUUAGAGAAAUUGGAACUUGUUUGGUGUCAACAAUUAUCUCAAGCCGCUCUUCAACAAAUGAAAAGUUUAUGUGGACUUCUUGUUGAAAUAAAGAAUUAUUAG